Molecule: messenger RNA, 2264 nt
Organism: Dendrobium catenatum
Lineage: Eukaryota; Viridiplantae; Streptophyta; Magnoliopsida; Asparagales; Orchidaceae
Product: GTPase-activating protein gyp7
Exons: 5
Coding region: 229-1803 (524 amino acids)
Biological process (GO): activation of GTPase activity
Molecular function (GO): GTPase activator activity
Source: RefSeq, a predicted model, not a curated record
UCCGAGCGUUCGAUUGGCUGCGGUGGCGGGAGUUGGGGAACGACGGCGGUGGGAAGCAGCCGGUGGCAUGUCGGAGUGGCGGUGGCAGUGACGGCGAUGGCCGGUAUCGCCCUCGCCGCCACAUUCGUGGUCUCUUCGCGGAGGUAAAGAAAUCAAUUGAAAAAAAAACGCGGAAUUGAAGGAUUAUUCUUUGCUUUCGGCAGAGUGGGAACCAAGGGGUAGAUUUAGAUGAAUGCUCUGAGACGAUCUUGCACUUCCUCUUCCUCGAAUCAAUCAACCUCAUCGUCUCCCACGUCGUCGUGGAUCCAUUUGCGAUCGCUUCUUAUUGUUGCCUCCUCUCCUGUUCCUGAUCGAGGCAGCCUUAAAUCACCAUGGUCUCGGAGGAAAAGAAAACGAGUUCUUUCUCAUCGGUAUUGGAACUGUCUCUUUACACCAGAAGGAAAACUUCGUGAUGGCGGUUUCAAGUUUCUUAAGAAAGUUAGAAGUGGGGGAAUUGAUCCAAGCAUUAGAUCUGAGGUUUGGCCUUUUCUCCUUGGAGUCUAUGAUCUGAACAGUUCAGCGCUGGAAAGAAUCGCAGUUAAAGCGCAAAAAAGGAAAGAAUAUGAAAACCUGAGACUCAGAUGCUGCAUGUUAGCAAAUCAUUCUUAUCAAGGGAAUUCUUUGUUGACAAUAGAUGAAAUCUUUAAUGAAGUGAUCCCUCAGUGCAAUGAGGAGCCUGAGUCUCCAAGAAGCUGUGAAGAUGAUACUUCAAGGUUCUCACUUUUUAUGGAAGGGUGUCAUGGAGACAGACCACUUUAUGACAAGACUCCUGAUUCUGCCUCAUGCAAUUUGGAGGAAGGGGAUGAUGAAGAAGAUAAGACUGGGAUCUAUCAUGUUGAUACUCUUCAAGUAGAAACAGAUUCAUCUGAUUCUGAAUCCUCUGUCGAGGAAUUACUAGGUGUUGCAGAACCUGAUCACAAACUCACCAAUAGUGGUUCACUCGCACAUGAUACUUCAAUCCGAACCGUUGAAGAUUUCACAACAUGGCAGCGCAUCAUUCGACUCGAUGCGAUUCGAGCAAAUGCUGAAUGGGUCAUCUAUUCACCUAGCCAAGCUGCCGUGUCGGAAGAGGUAGCCAACCAGUCUGCAGAAGCUGUUCAGCUAAAGGAUUACAGUCACCUGGAACCCUGCAUGAUCUAUCAUGCUGCUCGUCUGGUUGCGGUGCUCGAAGCAUACGCAGUCUAUGACCCUGAGAUUGGCUACUGUCAAGGUAUGAGUGAUCUCCUCUCUCCAAUAUUAACUGUGAUGGAUGAGGAUCAUGAAGCCUUUUGGUGCUUUGUGGGUUUCAUGAGGAAGGCCCGUCACAACUUCCGGCUCGAUGAAGUUGGCAUAAGGAGGCAACUUGCAAUUGUGUCGCGGAUAAUUCGAUCAAAAGAUGCACAGUUUUACGGUCACCUCGAGAAGCUCCAGGCUGAGGAUUGUUUCUUUGUAUACAGAAUGGUGGUGGUGCUAUUCAGAAGAGAGCUCACAUUUGAGCAAACUGUUUGCUUGUGGGAGGUGAUGUGGGCAGACCAGGCGGCGAUACGAGCCGGGAUUGGGAGGUCGGCAUGGGGAAGGAUUAGGCUGCGAGCACCACCUACUGAUGAUCUCUUGCUCUAUGCUAUUGCUGCUUGUGUGUUGCAGAGGAGGAAACUGAUCAUAGAGAGGUACAGCAGCAUGGAUGAAAUCAUGAGAGAGUGCAAUAGUAUGGCAGGGCAGCUUGAUGUUUGGAAGCUUCUGGAUGAUGCUCAUGAUCUCAUAGUAACCCUUCAUGACAAGAUCUAAUUACUUCAUGGAGAAUAAUUCAACAUUGUUUCUUCCUUUCAUUUUUCCUCCCACUUUGCCAGAGCCUCCAGCUUGCUAAUGGAGAUUUUGUGAUACUCAAGAAGUUCUGAUUGGCUCUUUAUUCAUGCUGAAGUUAUUGAAUUAGCUGUGGAAUGAGACUGCCAUUGUUCUGUUAUUGGAGAAUCAUUUCAUGAGGAAAAAUGUUAUUGGUGCUUCAAUUAUGAAAAUCUCUAUUUGAUUAAGCAGAAGUUUUGUAUCAAACAAAGUACACUUCUCGAAGCAAUUCAGAAUGGCUGAAUUGAUCGGAUCAAAAUUGUACAACUUUUCUCUAAAUUUUGGAGCAUCACGAAAUGCUUGUAAUGUUUCAUUAUUUCUUCAGCUGUUCAUUAAAAAAAAAAAGAACUUUUUUUCAGGGAGAUGAGUUGAUCCGUAUAAAGAUUAUAAAAUAGUUUCACUUGUUA